Molecule: messenger RNA, 1515 nt
Organism: Galdieria sulphuraria
Lineage: Eukaryota; Rhodophyta; Bangiophyceae; Galdieriales; Galdieriaceae
Product: phosphomevalonate kinase
Exons: 2
Coding region: 33-1412 (459 amino acids)
Biological process (GO): isopentenyl diphosphate biosynthetic process, mevalonate pathway
Cellular component (GO): peroxisome
Molecular function (GO): phosphomevalonate kinase activity; ATP binding
Source: RefSeq, a predicted model, not a curated record
UUGGGAAAAUUGAUAGUUGCGUCUUCCUGGAAAUGAAACAAGUUCGUACAUCUGCUCCAGGAAAGGUAUUGCUAGUUGGAGGAUAUCUUGUUCUUGAACGUCCAAACGCCGCAUUCGUUGUUACUACUACUACUCGUUUCACAGCGACACUUAAAGGAAGUCUCUCAUAUGGAAAGGAACUAUCGAAUAUCAUGCAACUAACAAUAUGGUCUUCUCACGACCAUACCUGGACGUAUAAGGUUUUCUUAGAAGACGGCAACAUUACUCUUGAAUGGAAUGCAGCGAAAGAUUCCUUUGGUCUCGGAAGAAGCAACGCGUUUAUAGAAUGUGCGAUAGUUUGUGGUCUUGCAGUUGCUAAUAUGGACAGCAAAAUACCAUGUAGCGGAAGCUUGCUGCUUGAACUUGAGGCUGAUCCCAGUUUCUAUUCAGUUUCAUAUCAAGGAUCAAAAAGUAUAGUUGGAAAGACAGGUUUGGGGAGCUCUGCAGCCCUAGUUUCUAGUGUUGUCGGAGCUUUUGCAGCUUUUUGUGGUUGUAAAGAUAAGGAAAGAAUAGCUACAGCAGCGCAACUCGCACACGCAACAGCACAACAAAAGAUAGGAAGCGGAUUCGACGUAAGUGCAGCAGUACACGGGAGCCAAAGCUAUGUGCGUUUCUCUCCAGAGUCAUUGGAAAGACUACCUUUUGUGAUUUUGAACAACUCCGGCCAUAUUGUAGCACAAAGAAACAUGAACUGUGCCAAUGACCACUGGAGACUAGAUGAAAUUUGGAAACCACUUGAGUUACCCUUGCAAUGGGACAUUGUUUUAGGUCAAACUAUGAAUGGUUCGGAUACUCGAGAUUUUGUAAGAAAGGUGAUCCAAUGGAAAGCAACGGAUACCCAUAGAGCAUUGGAAAUUUGGUCGCAGUUAAAGAGAGUGAACAGUGAACUUAUUGAUUGUAUUCAAAAACUUUCCAAUUUCGCUUUCAGUAACAAAAAGUUGUUUGAUGAACUCAACUCUGUUUUGGAAAUGAUUCGAUUGAGGGACGACUGGAAAGUCAAUUUUAGGAGUCAAUCACAAUUCGAAGAGUUAUCAGAGGAUAUUUUGAACGACUUUUUGCAAGUCAUCAACUCUAUUGUGGAAAAUGGUAGAGAAUCUAGAAAUCUUCAAAGUCGUAUGGGUGACUUGGCAGACGUUCCCAUAGAGCCUUCGUCUCUUAAAAUUCUACUAGACCAGACUUUAGAAAUUCCAGGUUGUAUUUUGGUUGGAGUUCCUGGUGCUGGUGGUUAUGACGCUAUUUUCGCAAUAGUUGUCGGAGAGAAGAGUCGCAAACUUGUGGAGGAUUUUUGGAAGUCAAACUCAUGUUUUCCUCUGUUGUCUAGACUCCAUUCGAAAGGUUUGCUAAUAGACGAGGAAUCAGAUAAUACUUUUUGAAACUUUCUCCCACUAUGUUCUUUUUAGCGCUGGAUGUUUUAAUUGUUGUAGUUUAGGGUUUAUAUUAUACAGUGUACAAGGAAAUAAAUGCUUUACACUCUCC